This is a messenger RNA of Arabidopsis thaliana (thale cress), 1245 nucleotides long. RefSeq names its product agamous-like MADS-box protein. The transcript is spliced from 18 exons. NCBI's taxonomy places the organism in Eukaryota, Viridiplantae, Streptophyta, Magnoliopsida, Brassicales, Brassicaceae. The record is from RefSeq and is marked reviewed. The coding region runs from base 1 to 1245 and encodes 414 amino acids.
AUGUGCAACUACUGCGAGUUCUCCAGCAACAGAUAUGGAUGUGGCUCCUCUGAACAAGACAAUGUGCUGCGGGAAAAGGUGGAGAGAUUACGGUUUUUGAUCAAGAGAAUGACUGGAAAAGACGACGAUGCUCAUUUCACCGAGCUGCAAGCACUUGAAAGUCGUCUUAAGGAUGUUAGUCGCACUGUGUUGGACCAAAAGGAGAAGAUGAUAAAGCUAGAAGAAGACGAAAGGAAGAAGGAAGCUCAGAAUGAGAGUGAUGGUACGAGGAGAGGGGUUUUGGUCCCAUGCAACAGCUCUGAACAAAGACAACGAGAUGAUGGAGCGCUGCUGCUGUUAAAGAAGGCGAGAUUCGAGAGAAGAUACUCUGAAUCAUUGCAGAGCGAGUUUGAGAGAUUGUGGCUUGUUAACGAGAGAAUGAACGGUAGAGAGCUCGAGGGUAUGUCAUCUCGUGACCUGCUCUCACUUGACAAUCAGAUAUUAAAUGCUUUGUUGGGUUUGCUUGUCCAAAUGAAUAGACCAAGGGAGGAACAAGUUGCUGCAAGGCAGCGCGAGAAGAACAAUAAGGAAUCAACCUCAAGGUUAGCUGAACAAGAGAGGUAUUCAUCGGACAAUGAUAAAGAUGAUGACACUUCCUCGCCAUUUCUGAAGAGGAGGCGCAGAGAUUUGACCAAGGAUGCGAGAUUGCUCUGCGAUUUCUGCGGAUUAUCCAGCAGCCGCAGAUACGACGAACUAAGGCCACACAAACAAGAACAUGAAGCACUGUCUAUGGAGAGCGAAGUCAAGAGAUUACGGCUUUUGACCAGAAUGACUGGUAAGGAUCUCGACGGUUUGAGUUUCGAGGAGCUGCAAGUACUUAGAAACCGUCUAGAUGAUGUCUUGCCCAUUGUGGAGAAGCAUAUGGACAAAAUGAAGCUGGAAGAGGCUGCAAAGAAGAAUGAAGCAGGGGUUGAUAAUGAAGGUACGAGGAGGAGAAGGGUUUUGGUUCCUUGCAGAUUCUCUAACCGCGGCUCCGGAGAGGGACAACAGAAACAGGAGGAUGGAGCACCACCAGUGUCGCGAAGGCAGAGAGAAUUCGAGAAACGAAAAGCUGAACCUAUGCACAGAGAAUUGGAGAGAUUAUGGCUGUUGAAGGAGAGAAUGAAUGGCAGAGAGCUGACAAGUAUGAGUUACAUGGAGCUGAAUAUACUUUGGGAUCAGAUACACCACGGAUUUCAUGGUUUGCAUGAGCAUCUAAAUGUCUAA